CGCUCAUCUACAUCUCUUCUCCAUCCAUCCAAAUUUCUUCUGCAUCAAAAAUGAAUACCGGACCAGGACUCUUCUCCGACAUCGGCAAGAAAGCCAAAGAUCUAUUGACGAGAGACUACCUGACGGAUCAGAAAAUUUCUGUUUCAACGAGCAGUGUAACCGGAGUUGCAAUAACGUCAUCUGCAACAAAGAAGGGUGGUCUGUCAACCGGGGAUGUGGGAGCAGUGUACAAAUACAACAAUAUAUUGGUCGAUGUGAAAGUUGACACAGAAUCAAAGAUUGCUACAACAUUGACUUUCACAGAGCUUGUGCCCUCAACAAAGACCAUUGCAUCAUUCAAAGUGCCUGAUUUCAACUCCGCCAAGGUUGAGGUUCAAUAUUUUCAUUGCCAUGCUACUUUAGCAUCAGCAGUUGCUUUGAGCCAAACCCCAACGAUCGACGUUUCAGCUACAAUUGGUACUCCGAAGUUUGUUAUUGGCGCAGAAGCAGGUUAUGAGACGUCUUCUGGGAGAUUGACCAAGUACACUGCUGGUAUAAGUAUGAACAAACCAGAAUCUAGUGCUUCCAUAAUCUUGGGUGACAAAGGGGACACGUUACGGGCAUCAUACAUACACCAUCUGGAUCAAUCCAAAAAAACUGCUGCAGUCGGCGAGAUUAUCAGAAGGUUCUCGUUAAACGAUAACACCUUCACAAUUGGAGGAUCUUAUGCCGUUGAUCAUCUCACAGUGGUCAAAGCUAAACUCAACAAUCAGGGAAAGCUGGGUGCACUCUUGCAGCACGAGAUCAUUCCCAAAUCACUCGUGACUCUGUCUAGCGAGCUGGACACGAAAGCGUUGGACAAAACUCCCAAAUUUGGUUUGGCUCUUGCACUCAAACCUUGAUCAGAACCAUUUUAAGAGUGAGUUGAUAUAUAUUUUUUGUUGAAUCAAAUUGAAGUGUGACUUUUUUAACUUGUAAUUUUUGUCCCUAGAUUAGCCAUUCGAAGGGGAGCAUUCAAUCAAUAAGCAUUCGUUGCAUUUAUAUACAUUUUC
Cynara cardunculus var. scolymus (artichoke) is the source of this 1031-nucleotide messenger RNA. RefSeq names its product mitochondrial outer membrane protein porin 2-like. Bases 51 to 881 code for a protein of 276 amino acids. NCBI's taxonomy places the organism in Eukaryota, Viridiplantae, Streptophyta, Magnoliopsida, Asterales, Asteraceae. The record is from RefSeq and is a predicted model, not a curated record. Gene Ontology annotation, biological process: monoatomic anion transmembrane transport. Gene Ontology annotation, molecular function: voltage-gated monoatomic anion channel activity. Gene Ontology annotation, cellular component: mitochondrial outer membrane. The transcript has 6 exons.